GAGGAGAGAUUAAAGCGCCUGAGGUAGUCUCCUCCUUACUCACUUGCAGUCACAGCUCCACCACCACCACAGCCUCACUGGCUUCCAGAGCAGCCACAGAGGAGGAGAUCAGACAUCCAUUUUCGUGAGGUCCACCUAUAAGCCACCAUGUAUGAGGACUGUGUGAAGUCCACAGAAGACUAUUACCUCUUCUGUGACAAUGAGGGGCCAUGGGGCAUUGUGCUGGAGUCUUUGGCGGUGAUUGGCAUAGUGGUUACAAUAUUGCUGCUCCUGGCAUUUCUCUUCCUCAUGAGGAAGGUGCAGGACUGCAGCCAGUGGAACGUGCUUCCCACCCAGUUCCUCUUCCUGCUGGGUGUGCUGGGGCUCUUCGGACUUGCUUUUGCCUUCAUCAUCCAGCUCAACCAACGAACUGCCCCUGUUCGCUACUUCCUCUUUGGGGUUCUCUUUGCUAUCUGCUUCUCCUGCCUCUUGGCUCAUGCCUCCAACCUGGUGAAGCUGGUCCGGGGUAGAGUCUCCUUCUGCUGGACCACAAUUCUGUUCAUUGCUAUUGGUGUCAGCCUGUUGCAGAUCAUCCUUGCAAUAGAGUAUGUGACCCUCAUCAUGACAAGAGGUUUGAUGUUCGUGCACAUGACACCCUAUCAGCUCAAUGUGGACUUUGUCUGUCUCCUGAUCUAUGUCCUCUUGCUGAUGGCCCUUACAUUCUUUGUCUCCAAGGCCACCUUCUGUGGCCCGUGUGAGAACUGGAAGCAGCAUGGAAGGCUCAUCUUUGCCACUGUGCUGGUCUCUAUCAUUAUCUGGGUGGUGUGGAUCUCCAUGCUCCUGAGAGGCAACCCUCAGCUCCAGCGUCAGCCGCAGUGGGACGAUGCGGUCAUCUGCAUUGGCCUGGUCACCAAUGCGUGGGUUUUCCUGCUGCUCUACAUCAUCCCUGAGCUGUCCAUCCUCUACAGAUCAUGUAGACAGGAGUGUCCCCCGCAAGGCAACGCCUGCCAGGUCCCAGUCUACCAACGCAGCUUCAGGAUGGAGAACCAGGAACUCUCCAGAGCCCGAGACAGUGAUGGAGCUGAGGAGGAUGUAGCUCUAACUGCACAUGGUACUCCCAUUCAGCUGCAGACUGUUGAUCCCAGCCAGGAGUAUCUCAUCCCACGAGCUACACUAAGCCCGCAGCAAGAUGCAGGAUUAUAGAGCUACCUGAAACAGAAUAAACACAACCUGGAAGACUGUGUCCUGACCAACACAACCCUAACAGGCUCAGGAGAACUCAUUGGACACACUGUCAAUGAAGUAUCCAUCCUGUCUCUCUUUUUCCUUGCCCUUCUGGACCCAUCUUCUGAAGUCAGCCCUGUCCUGCACAAUUACAGUCUUGUUGCCACCCUA
Onychomys torridus (southern grasshopper mouse) is the source of this 1374-nucleotide messenger RNA. RefSeq names its product G protein-coupled receptor class C group 5 member D (gene Gprc5d). The record is from RefSeq and is a predicted model, not a curated record. Gene Ontology annotation, molecular function: G protein-coupled receptor activity; protein kinase activator activity. Gene Ontology annotation, cellular component: plasma membrane; extracellular exosome; signaling receptor complex. The coding region runs from base 148 to 1182 and encodes 344 amino acids. Gene Ontology annotation, biological process: G protein-coupled receptor signaling pathway. Lineage: Eukaryota; Metazoa; Chordata; Mammalia; Rodentia; Cricetidae. The transcript is spliced from 4 exons.